This is a messenger RNA of Lethenteron reissneri (Far Eastern brook lamprey), 5504 nucleotides long. RefSeq names its product protein Wnt-7b-like. Gene Ontology annotation, molecular function: cytokine activity; frizzled binding. Gene Ontology annotation, cellular component: extracellular region. Lineage: Eukaryota; Metazoa; Chordata; Hyperoartia; Petromyzontiformes; Petromyzontidae. Gene Ontology annotation, biological process: canonical Wnt signaling pathway; cell fate commitment; multicellular organism development. The record is from RefSeq and is a predicted model, not a curated record.
UGUACGCUAUACAUGCCCUGCGGUGCACACGCCCGUACAACAUUGACUGCGGUGCAGCCGUGCGCGCAUCAAAGUAAAAGCCGGUGUCUAUCUCCGCGAGCGCACCACGUGUGCGUGACUUGGAGUAGCCUUGCACGGGGAGGGGACUCGGAGCGAUGGGAUAGCUGGAUACCCAAGGGAGAGUUACUCUAACCAAGCGCGAAUACUCGGGCCGUGCUGCGCGCUUUGAUCGGGCGAGUGUGAAGCUACGAGAUAAAAUACCCGAAGGCUACCAUCAUCGAUGCUCACAACGAGUCUCAUCGAAGCUGUGUCCGUCUCCUGCCUGCGCGUGGAAUUCAUGACGCCUCGCAUUCAUGAAAUGCAUACAGAUGAAGAGGGAAGAGCGGCGAUUUUUCCGUCAAUUAUAAAAACACCACCGUGCUUUCCCUCUCUCUCUCUCCCUCUUUUCUUUUUCUCUUCUGUCUUCGCGUCUUCCCUUCUUCAUUAAUUUUCCUCCUUUACACGACUGGCUGCAUCGUGGACCGGAUUGACAUUUCGUAGAGAACUUCUUGCAUGGAAGAGAAGGCGAGGCCCGGGGAUUAGACUGCCCUUGGUUAUUAUUAACAAGUGCUUCUAAACAACAACAGCAGCAUCCACAACAGCAGCAGUAGCAGCAGCGGCAAGCGGCCGCGCACUUCGCUGUACAUUCGUAUAGACCUCUCCACACAGACGUUCAUCAUCAUGUGCUUGCGGAUGUUACAUUGGAUGCUACACAUUCUGCCUUGCAUUGGAGUCAUCUACCUAAGCAUUGGGGCGCUGUCGUCUGUGGUUGCGCUGGGUGCCAACAUCAUCUGCAACAAGAUCCCGGGUCUGGCCCCGCGGCAGCGAGCGUUGUGCCAAAGCCGGCCCGAUGUCAUCAUCGUCAUCGGGGAGGGCGCGCAGUUGGGCAUCAGCGAGUGCCAGUACCAGUUCCGCUUCGGCCGCUGGAACUGCACGGCGCUGGGUGAACGUACUGUGUUCGGGCAAGAGCUCAAAGUAGGCAGCCGAGAAGCGGCGUUUGCGCACGCGGUGGCGUCGGCGGGCGUGGCGCACGCCAUCACGACGGCGUGCAGCCAGGGCAACCUGAGCGAGUGCGGCUGCGACCGAGCGCGCCAGGGCUCGUACAACGCGCGCGAGGGCUGGCGCUGGGGCGGCUGCUCGGCGGACGUCCACCACGGCCUGGAGCUGUCGCGCCUCUUCGUGGACGCUCGCGAGGUGCGCCAGAGCGCGCGCACGCUCAUGAACCUGCACAACAACCGCGUGGGACGCAAGGUGCUGGAGGAGAAAAUGAAGCUGGAGUGUAAGUGCCACGGCGUGUCGGGCUCGUGCACCACCAAGACGUGCUGGACCACGCUGCCCAAGUUCCGCGAGGUGGGCUACGCGCUCAAGGACAAGUACGAGCACACGGUGCACGUGGAGCCGGUGAGCGGCAGCCGUUACCUGCGGCCGAUGUUCCUCAAGGUGAAGAAGUCGCGCUCGUACCGCAAGCCGCUCGACACGGAGCUCGUGUUCAUCGAGCGCUCGCCCAACUACUGCGAGGAGGACCCGGCUACGGGCAGCGCGGGGACACGCGGUCGCCUGUGUAACCGCACGUCGCCGCACGCUGACGGCUGCGACCUUCUGUGCUGCGGCCGCGGCUACAACACGCACCAGUACACGCGCGCGUGGCAGUGCAACUGCAAGUUCCACUGGUGCUGCUACGUGCGCUGCAGCACGUGCAGCGAGAGGACAGAGGAGUACACGUGCAAGUGACGGAGGCGGUUGGUCGGUGAUGCCCUCUUGAAAUGAUGGGGCGAGGGAGGGCAGUUUGAUUUGUGUUUGUUUCGGUUUUUAUUGCCGGCGUUAAGUAUUGAGCUCGUUUGAUUUUACGUUUUUGUUUCUUGUGGUGGUGUUGUUUUUGUCGGCGUUCUUUUUGACAGUUUUUUAUUUUUACUUUUAGUUUAUUUUAAUUUUAAAUGAUUAUAACGCGGGGUGAAAUGGAAGUGUAAUUUCCAUGGCACGCGAUUCGUGAGACGGUGGAUUUCAAUAAUGACAGAUCCCAUCGCCGUGUGCUUGAAGUGCCGAUUGAGAGUGGGAAGGAUUAAUUGAGGACCGUGGAAGCAAAUUUCGUUUCGCGAAAGAGGGGCAAAGUUUUAACCUCAACAGUUUAAUUACUUCUGAAAAUCCAUUUACAUUCAGAAGUAAAGUUAAACAAAAAUGAAGUUAAACAUGCUGUUGCUGCAAAGCAUACUUACUUAACCUUUGCAUGCAGUAUAUAAACAUGAAAUAACUUUUAAAAUUGAAUUAUAUUUUUACAUUAAUUUUAACAAGUCUCCGCGAAUAAGGUAAAAAAAAACUUACUUUGGAGUAUUGUACUUUAAGUAUAAUUAUUUUUGUUUAAAUUUUCAGAUUGAAAUGAAUCAAUAUAUUAUUGUUGCGAGAAAUUAACAAACUUAAGAAAAAAAGUUAAAAUAAUAGCAGCAAUAUACAGGGGAGUGGGUGGAGAGCUCAAUUGCUCUCCGAGUGUCUUGUUAAGACCUUUUCAUAGACGAUGUGUGAAGACCUUGGUCGUAACGUGUAGCACUGACAAACAGAAAACAAUCCAAGCUAUGUGCAGUCUGUGCGUUUGCCGGUUCUCUGUGAUGAUUUGUGAGGGAGGGGGGGAGGGGGGAAAUCAGUGAAUUUGAAUCCUAAACACACAACGCCGGCUUUUUUUUCGUUUCCAUACAGCUGAUGCCGCAGAAUAUCUUGUUGCGUAUCAACUUUUGAAUGUGUUCCUCGUAACUAAUUUAUAGAGGUUUGGCAUAAAAAAAAAACCGCGAGACUAAACGUUGACGGUUACACGUGGACUCGUGGAGAAUAUUUGCUUCCGUUUAGCAUUUUAGGCAAAAGUACAUUUCUCUACCUUUUAUUUAUUUUUAUUUUGUACGGACUUACUAUUAAACUGUAGGGAAGUCUUGCUUAGCAAUGCAUUUAUUUGUAUAUUUUGCAAGAGAGUAUUUUUAUAUGAAUAUUUUAUUUAUAUUGCUGUGUUUUCUUUUUUUGUAAAUGUAACUGCUGAGAGGAAAAGUUUAGAUUAAAGCUUUCGUGACUGCAGGGAUUCAUCUUCUUGGUUCUGUCGGUAAAGUCACGUAGAAGGGAAUUAGGUGAAGACCAGGUCUGUCUCCCCGACAGACCUGGUCUUUUCCUGAGGACAGCUGCUUGCGUUGUGGCCGAAACGUCGUGAGAAUUAUUUUAUCAUGUUUUAUUUUUAUUAUUGUAUUACUUCCCUUCUACGUAACUUUACCGAAAGAACCAAGAAAGGGGAAAAGUUUAUUUGGAACACUGACAGAUUCAUUGUUUAAGUUGCGGUACACGGUGUCCUCUCUCGACGCUUGCAUAGUAACUGAACUGCACUAAUUGUGAAGAAACACUGCAAUAAUUUGACACGACAGUCUUGGCCACUUACAAGGGAAUUGACGAUGAGUGGUCUACCCCCACGGAAGUGCGGAUUGAUUUGCACGCCGGAUUUUCAAUCGAAAGGUCGCCGGUGUGAUCCCAUCUUCCAGCGCGGUAGUUGAAACUCAAAUCACACCCCCCUCCCCCUCCACCACCAACCUUUGUCCACCUGGCGAUGUAAAUGAGAACACCUGAGGUCAACACGUGGCGGUGGGGUCAAGUCUGGGGACGUCCACCUCUUCCAACACGUCUGGUCAACGUGGAAAGGUGGACCCAAGUCCCCUUUAGAGUCUGUGCGAGCGGAGGGCUUUGCGUCGGCGGUGGCGUGAGCGAGCAUUUGCAGGGGCUGCACCUUUGCCCACAUUUACGCAGCCUGCCCCACGAAAUCGUUUCAGUUCCUUUGAUUCAGAACCAGUUGAAUGUGACAUACAAGAUCGAUGUUAUACGAAUAUGUAAUACACUCCAUGAUUGACACGACAUCACGAGGCUUUCAUCCAGCAGCGGAUUAAGAAAAACGCCUGUGAAUGAGAAUUAGUAUGAUCAUUAUAAUUGUUACCCAUAACAAACAGCGCGUAGAAUUGUCAUACCGUAUAUUUCGAGCGUAAUUAAAAAUGUGAUUUUUUUCUUCUUCAAAUCACGGCCACGAAGCCAAACAAUCGUUGACGUUGACAGCAGAGCGAGUGGCUCAUCUUGGUCACAGUGAGCGGCCUAAGGCCCCUUCGCUUAGCAGCUACAAUGAGGGCGAUUGGUGGGCACGAGGUUUGUACAAUCGGAUCAGCCGGGCAGUGGACAGCACACCGAAUGGGGGGUGGGGGGGGGAACACCAAAGGUGAAUUGUGUAGCGAACACAAUAAGUAAGGCUGCAAGCAAGCAGGGGUUGGCCAACAUUUUCAAAACUGGAGGGGAAGAAUAGAUGACGAAUCCUGAAACGCCUUCAUAACAAAACAAAAAAAGGCAGGGUAUACAGACUGACGGUUGAAAACCUGUGGUAGAACAAAUUCAGUUAUUUUGCGUUUGUCUCUUUUUUUUUUGUCUAAGCACUAUAGUUGUGGGAGUGCACGAAAAUGUGGUCAUAUUGUCUGCCAGGCAUGCGACACGUAGUCAUGGGGUGGGUGGGUUUGUCCUGCGGUUUAUUUUAUAUUUUGUUUCUCACGAAAGCACGGUUUGGGCUCACGCGUGUGUACAAGCGGUGCGUUUCGGGACUUCAACGGCCACGGGACAGAAGCCCAAAAAGCGGCGGCUGCGGUGGUGGUGGCAGGCGGGGGGCGUGCACCGUCUUCGGGAUUGCACGGUGUUCGACGCUACCGUAGUCUCGUUGUUACAAUGAGUGAGCACCCCCCCCCCCCGCCCGCCUUACACACCCUGGAAUUGUCACGCGAACGCCAAGGCAGGAUGGGCGCAGUGCGUUUCGCCAGCCUGCGUGCCCACGUGCCCGCGUCGCUGUCGGCGUACGAAACAAUUUUUGCCUACGCGCACAAACCUCCGCAGAGAAUAAAUGGCCAUCACUGCAUUUUUUCGGGUCUGCUUUUGUCCACGUUAAAAACAAAAAAACGAUGAGCGUGAUUGUCUUGAAAAGGGUUAACCUGGCUGUCGACCCGUGUUGUACGUUGUGAUGAUGCGUUGGCUGCUCUGAGAGUUCGCAGUAAGACGAGUGUUUUUUUCUUUUCUUAAAUGUAAAUUCCCCAGAUUUAAAAUGAAUAUUCAAUUUCUAAUCAGUGGCCUGCUAACGGGUAAUAACAGUAAUACAGUUAUAAUAAUACGAAUGUCUGUUUUGCCACUUAAAAAUAAAGUAAACCAUACAAUCCACCACAACAGCAAGUCAUAACUUUUGUGCUUUGUUUUCCGUACUGAGGCUCCGUGGAAUUUGCGUGGUGAGCAGCAAAUGGGCACUCGCCCUGCUUAUGACUCUGAAAUUUAAAACCAGUCCAGCAUUUACCUGCUUAAAUUGUGGCGUAAAACAAUUGUUCCAUACGCUGAUAGGCAAAUGGAGAAAAAAAAUACUUAAUUUAUUAUAUUUUCGUGGUGAAACAGAUUUGUAAAUUAUUCUGGUAACCAAAAUAUGACAUGAC